UCUAAAUUAAUUAAGCAAGAUGUGGACGCACUUAACACUGAGCUAAUGGAAUCUUCCUUAACAGACCUAUCAAUGCUCAGCUUCUUUGAGCAUUUUCAUAUUUCUCCAAUUAAGUUGCACUUGAGUCUUUCUCUGGCUGCUGGUGGAGAAGCAUCAGAUAAAGGGGAAGAAAUGAUAGCUAUCCAUUCUCUGAAUUUGCUGUUGAAAAGUAUUGGAGCUACUCUAACAGAUGUAGAUGAUCUCAUUUUCAAACUUGCCUUCUUUGAAAUAAAAUAUCAGUUCUACAAAAGAGACCAACUAAUGAAGAGAGUUGUUAGACAUUAUAGUGAACAACUCCUGAAACAGAUGUAUGUUCUUGUACUUGGGUUAGAUGUUCUUGGAAAUCCAUUUGGCUUGAUCAGAGGCUUGUCUGAAGGAGUUGAAGCAUUUUUCUAUGAGCCAUUCCAGGGUGCUGUUCAAGGCCCUGAAGAAUUUGCUGAAGGCUUUGUAAUUGGUGUUAGAAGUCUUCUUGGGCACACAGUGGGUGGUGCAGCAGGGGUGGUGUCUAGGAUCACAGGCUCUGUUGGAAAAGGCUUGGCUGCUAUUACUAUGGAUAAAGAAUUUCAGCAGAAACGGAGAGAGGAAAUGGGUCGGCAGCCAAAGGACUUAAGUGACAGCCUGGCCAAAGGAGGAAAAGGCUUGUUACGGGGUGUUGUUGGAGGUGUGACAGGCAUAAUCACUAAACCUGUAGAAGGAGCUAAAAAAGAAGGUGCAGCAGGAUUCUUCAAAGGAAUCGGAAAGGGGCUUGUAGGAGUGGUGGCUCGCCCAACAGGUGGUAUUGUGGAUAUGGCAAGCAGUACCUUCCAGGGUAUUCAAAGGGUGGCAGAAUCAACUGAAGAGGUAUCUAAUCUACGUCCUCCACGUUUCAUUCAUGAAGAUGGCAUCAUCCGGCCAUAUGACAGGGUGGAAGCUGAAGGUUAUGAUUUAUUUGAGAAACUGCACAUCAGAAAGCUGGAAGAAGAGAGCUAUCGAUACCACUGUGCACUGCCAAGAAGCAGAAGAGCAAACCUUAUUGUUACCAAUAGGAGAGUGAUAUAUGUGAAAGAAGUGGAAAUCUUAGGCCAUUUAACAACAGACUGGGAUUACUUAUUUGAAGACUUUACACGCCGUCCCUCCUAUGAAGGAAAUAUUUUAAAAAUAACUGUUUUGGAUCAAAGGAUGUUCCAAAGGAAGGACAGUACAGAUCAUGAAUGUGUAAAGACAGUUCAGCUUCAGGAUGAAACUACAGCAAGGAGGAUUUGUUGUGCCAUUCAGGAAGCCCAGGCAACAAGAAAACAAUGGAAGCUGGUGAAGCAAGCAUCAUUGCAGUUGAAGAAGCCAUAA
This is a messenger RNA of Merops nubicus (carmine bee-eater), 1362 nucleotides long. Its product is annotated as vacuolar protein sorting-associated protein 13C-like. NCBI's taxonomy places the organism in Eukaryota, Metazoa, Chordata, Aves, Coraciiformes, Meropidae. The transcript is spliced from 13 exons. The annotation marks the transcript as partial. Gene Ontology annotation, cellular component: extrinsic component of membrane. Gene Ontology annotation, biological process: mitochondrion organization; protein targeting to vacuole; protein retention in Golgi apparatus. The record is from RefSeq and is a predicted model, not a curated record.